This is a messenger RNA of Closterium sp. Yama58-4, 648 nucleotides long. The record is from the annotation of a GenBank genome assembly. Lineage: Eukaryota; Viridiplantae; Streptophyta; Zygnematophyceae; Desmidiales; Closteriaceae.
AUGUUUGGUUCAUACGCGAUACAAACAAGACUCGACGUUAACGUCGGAAGGGGUUUUCACGUGAUUGCGCGUGUGUUUUCACGUGACAAUCUCCCACCCACCUCUUGCCUCUCCCUCCUACCCACCCACCUCAUCGUAGCCUCUCCCUCCACCCCGCCAUCCUUUCUUGCCCACCACACCGUCCUCUCUCCCUCCCACCCACCGUCGCCUCCCACCCGUCGUCGCCCCCACCCGCCGUCGCCUCUCCUUCCUACCCGCCGUCGCCGCUCCCUCCCUCCCGUCGUCGCCGCUCCCUCCUCCCGCCGUCGCCGCUCCCUACCUCCCGCCGUCGUCUCUCCCUCCCUCCCGUCGUCGCCGCUCCCUCUUCCCGCCGUCGCCGCUCCCUACCACCCUGCCGUCGCCGCUCCCUCCCAUUCCGCCGUCGCCUCUCCCUCCCUCCCGUCGUCGCCGCUCCCUCCUCCCGCCGUCGCCGCUCCCUCCCACCCCGCCGUCGCCGCUCCCUCCCAUUCCGCCGUCGCCUCUCUUUCCCAUCCGCCGUCGCCUCUCCCUCUCACUUCGCCGUCGCCUCUGGCGGGUGCUGGUGCCGUGGGCACAGGCGCCCUGUGCCCUUGCGCCAUUGGCGCGAACCCCGUGGGCGCUGGCGCCUAA